Pararge aegeria (speckled wood butterfly) is the source of this 1228-nucleotide messenger RNA. RefSeq names its product suppressor of cytokine signaling 5-like (gene SOCS6). Gene Ontology annotation, cellular component: phosphatidylinositol 3-kinase complex. Gene Ontology annotation, molecular function: 1-phosphatidylinositol-3-kinase regulator activity. The record is from RefSeq and is a predicted model, not a curated record. Bases 153 to 1079 code for a protein of 308 amino acids. Gene Ontology annotation, biological process: intracellular signal transduction; phosphatidylinositol phosphate biosynthetic process. Lineage: Eukaryota; Metazoa; Arthropoda; Insecta; Lepidoptera; Nymphalidae. The transcript is spliced from 3 exons.
GUCCGUCAUCUGUGGUAAAUUUAAUUUUUUUGAGAGCAGUGCUCAGAAUUUUAACAACAAUAAUAAAGAUAAAAACUAAAGCGAAUAACAGUUCCUUAAUUCUCGACAAAGUUUAUAUUUACGAUAUAAGAAAGUGUAUUGCAUUUUGAAUAAUGAAUAAAAACUAUGAAAGAUGUACUCAUUGCAACCGACGCAAAUGGCUAGCCACUGGUUGUCUUCGAAAAUGGUUGAAACCGAUGGAAUGUAAACAUCUGCAACGAACUGUGGAUAGCAAAAGAGAUUUUAAUAACACAGAUAUUGUCAAUCGUGUUUACUUGCCUGAGCGUAUGCCCCCUGUCAACACGAAUAAAUUCGUUAGGUUUUGGAAGAAUAAACUUUUCGUUGCUGGCAGUGUUCGAUCGUUACAGAGAUAUUUUGGUAAUAAAAAUAUUGGUGGUGAACAUUUAUGUAGUCUUGGUAAGGCAAAUGAACCUUCAACGUCGACUGAGAAGCAUAUUGUUACCAAGCUUGACAUAAAGAAGGAUUUGGAACUUGAGAAGUCAAAUAUUAAGUGCCAGCAUGCUGAUGGUCACUCUGUGCUCAGAGGUCAUCACCAGCAUAUAUCAGUUGAAAGUUGUGCUAUAUACUGUCAACUUUCCAAACAUGGUUGGUACUGGGGUGGAAUAACCUCAAGCGAGGCAGAGAAGCUUCUAGCUGGACAGCAUGAUAAUGUUUUCUUGGUGCGAGACUCUUAUGACUCAAGGCACAUCCUUUGUGUUUCUUUCCGUUGUGUUGGGCGCACCCUACACGCACGUCUACGACAUGCCAAUGGACUCUUUUCCUUGAACAAUGAAACAUAUGUUCCAGCAAACAGAAUAUCAGAACAUUGUGCUACAGUGGCUGUCAAAUCUAAAUUGUUUGAAAUGCCAGUUAAACUUGCCAGACCUUUGAACAGAUUUGCCAAGUUAGACUCCUUACAAAAGUACUGCAGAUUUGUGGUAAGACAAACAGUUUCAGAUAAGUUAUGGAAUAAACUGCCACUACCGACCAAUCUUAUAUCUUAUGUUUCUCUUGGCAGUGAUUACAUUGCCCCAUUAUAGAAUAGACAAAAAAAAAAUUGUGCCUUAAAUCUUCAAUGCAUGUAUCUAUGUUAAUCCAUUAUUAAUCUAAUCUAUCUCUGUUAUAUGAGUAAUGACUAUGUAAAAUGUUAAAUUUUAUACAAAAACUAUAUUAAUUAAAUAUCCUUAAA